AGCACCCCGAGACGCCAGACAGUCAAAUAAUCCCCAUCGGAUCAACACGCAUCAAAUUACAGACCGGGAUAAGCAUCAGCCGAAAGGACAUUUACCACUCUCCAUUUCUCUCUGACGUAGCAUACAACGUACAACAUGAAGGGAAUUUUUCAACUCAGCCGCAGCCUUAGCCGUGCUGCACCUAUUUUCCAUCGGAGCCUCCACUCUGGUACGCGUCCCGCCUCCACGGCUGCUUCCAAACUGAGGUCAGAGCGCCUGCUUACUUCAGAGGAAAUCUACUCCCGAGAGGAAAAAUAUGGAGCACACAACUAUCAUCCCCUCCCUGUGGCCUUAGAGCGAGGAGAGGGCAUCUAUGUGUGGGAUGUUGACGGCAACCGGUAUUAUGACUUCCUCAGUGCUUACAGUGCAGUAAACCAGGGACACUGCCACCCAAAGAUCAUCGCUGCACUCCAUGCGCAGGCGUCUAAACUCACCCUGACUUCCAGAGCAUUCUACAAUGAUGUGCUGGGAGCCUACGAGGAGUUCAUCACCAACAUGUUUGGCUAUGACAAAGUUUUACCCAUGAAUACAGGAGUUGAAGGUGGAGAGACCGCCUGCAAGCUUGCACGAAAGUGGGCUUACAGUGUGAAGGGGGUUCCCAAAAAUAAGGCCAAAAUCAUCUUUGCAAAUGGAAACUUCUGGGGCCGCACCAUGGCAGCCAUCUCCAGCUCCACUGACCCCAGCAGUUAUGAGGGUUUUGGUCCCUACAUGCCCGGUUUCGAACUCGUCCCAUUUAACGACAUUCCUGCACUGGAGAAAGCGCUUCAAGAUCAAAAUGUUGCAGCCUUCAUGGUGGAGCCCAUUCAGGGGGAAGCUGGUGUGAUGGUGCCUGAUCUGGGCUACCUGACUAAAGUCAGAGAACUUUGCACAAAAUAUAAUGUGUUGUGGAUUGCGGAUGAGGUGCAGACGGGGUUGGCUCGGACCGGCCUGCGACUGGCUGUAGACCACGAGGGCGUUCGUCCAGAUUUGGUGAUUCUGGGCAAAGCUCUCUCUGGGGGAGUUUACCCUGUGUCUGCAGUGCUGUGUGAUGAUGAGAUUAUGCUGACCAUCAAGCCCGGGGAACACGGGUCCACAUAUGGAGGAAACCCUGUGGCCUGUCGUGUUGCUAUUGCAGCGCUGGAGGUGAUGGAGGAGGAGAAACUCGCAGAAAAUGCUCAAAGGAUGGGAGAGGUGUUGCGGGCUGAGCUGAACAAACUACCCAAAGACAUUGUGACAACAGUCAGAGGGAAAGGCCUCCUCAAUGCAAUCGUCAUCAAAGAGACCAAAGACUACGAUGCCUGGAAGGUGUGCUUGCGUCUUCGGGACAGUGGACUGCUGGCCAAGCCCACCCAUGGCGACAUCAUCCGGCUGGCCCCUCCACUCACCAUCAAGGAGGACGAGCUGCAGGAAUGCAUCGAUAUAAUCCAGAGAACCAUCAUGUCCUUCUAAGUAAUCAUUAUUGCACCAACAAAAUCAGCAUUAGUGACUUUUUGAUGAGCUAAAGUUUGUUAGGAAGUCACUCUAAAUAUAUUUUAGAUGUUUGUAUUAUUCUUUUUUUUUUCUUUGAAAGGCAUUUCUGUGAGGAGAAUUACUGUAGGAGUACAGUAUACAAAUGGUGUGUAUGUAGUGUGCUUCUAUGAGGAUACACUGACACUGUUGUUCAGAAAACUUCUGUAAAGAAAGGAUGUUUAUAGACUGCUGUUGGACAGACUUUUAUCUUUUUUGCUUGUAACAACUAGUGUGUUUAAAGAAAUCUUCCAUUUUAAAAAGGAAAAUUAGUUUUACUAAUGAGGCAUGCAUACUAUUUAAACUUUAUCAGAAACAUGCAAAUAAACCUCUAGAGGACUGAAGGAAAAGACAAUGAAGAAAAGAGUUCAGACUACCACAGUUAGCUAAUAUGUAAAUAAUUUACAUGUCAAGCUGACUGAAGUAUUCAGCUAAGCUGCUGACAUGCUGUAAAACCACCUUGUUACAUAAUACGUUAAACAGUAUUAUUAAGUUGUGAGAGCUUUAAAUUAUAUAUUCUUUGAGAUUAUUUAAAAAAUUGCUUAAUUGCACUUAAAGGUUAUCACCUCUAAUUUAUUGUCCAGCUGACCACAUAGCACCGGUCUCAUACUUCUACAAGAGGUAUGCAACAGCUGAAUAACGUAGACUUAAAAUGCUGUAACGGAACAGACUUUUGGGCCGUAAAGAGAAUAAUUUCUUAUUUUUAUUAAUAAAACAAAAAUCUACACAAUGUGUUGAAAUGAAUGAAUGUUUAAAGGGAACAUAGUGCUAGUUAUGACUAGCUGGUUUUAAGUAUUUGCUGUAUGUAAGUUUGAAUGUAAACAGCUCAAGUUGUUACAAAGACCAUUGUUCAAAUAAAUUAUUCCAGUCCCA
Molecule: messenger RNA, 2397 nt
Organism: Melanotaenia boesemani (Boeseman's rainbowfish)
Lineage: Eukaryota; Metazoa; Chordata; Actinopteri; Atheriniformes; Melanotaeniidae
Gene: oat
Product: ornithine aminotransferase
Exons: 10
Coding region: 136-1467 (443 amino acids)
Cellular component (GO): cytoplasm
Molecular function (GO): identical protein binding; pyridoxal phosphate binding; L-ornithine transaminase activity
Source: RefSeq, a predicted model, not a curated record